Molecule: messenger RNA, 1277 nt
Organism: Chondrus crispus (carragheen)
Lineage: Eukaryota; Rhodophyta; Florideophyceae; Gigartinales; Gigartinaceae
Exons: 2
Coding region: 1-297 (98 amino acids)
Source: RefSeq, a predicted model, not a curated record
AUGGUGGCAGAGGCGUCAGCGGGGCGAGAGAGGGGUAGCGGCGAGUUGAGCGCUCCGGCGGAGGGCCGCCUGGGUGGUCUCGAAGGAGGCGAACGAGAGGGCCGGGGGCGCCGUGGGAGCGAUGGCGAUCGAGGUGCUGGCGGUGGGGGAGGAGCGGGCGAGCCGGUUUCUACGCGAAUCGGGGCGCCGACGGUGCGCACUGGCGUGCGAGCGGCGGGGAUGAGAGCGGGUCGGGCAGAGGUCGGGUCGGAGAGGAGAGCUCGAGCUUUGGCGAAGAGUAAGGAUCGGUCGCGGUGAGCUCGCGGGUACGCGUGGGAGAUCAAAAUUCCCGGAUGCGAUCAUCCUGCACGGGCCAGGCGCGGUAGACAACGACGGGGCCGCAAUGAAGGCCCAAGAGCGAGGAGGGGUGCUGCGGUCAGAGCGCAGGGGAGCCGCCGCGAGUAGGGGCGCAGGCGAGACGGGGUGGGUGCUGAAAUGGGAUGGGGAAGGGGCGUGCGCAUCGGUGCAGAUGGUGGGAGACGGCGCGAGGAGGCGCGUGGAGCAGCGUUUUGGCGGGCGGGCAGGCGCGAUCGGGCUCGGGGGGCUUGCUCAAUGCUUGGGGCGGAAUCUCAGGCGCUGGUGCUGGCGCCCCGGCGCUGGCGCAACCGCGGCGCCCCGCGAAGGCGACGGCGAUAGAGGUGGAGUUGAUAUCCACUUUCCCAUCCGAGAAAAAACUCAUACUGUAGUCUUCACUUUUUGAACCACAAGUAGUUACUGUACUACUGUAGAUUCAUAUUUUAGGAGUACAGUGGGAUACACGCAAUAGUGCCACCCGUUUCCACAUGCCAGAAGGUGGCACUGUUCAGUGGUGGUACUACUAGCGGAGAGUGAAACGGAGGAAAUAUGCACCCCUCUAAUGCUUACCUAGAUACGCUUUAGGCAUAGAUAAUCGCCCAGCACUGCUUGCCUCUCUCAUGAUCCGCUUCCCUGAGCCCGUGCAUUGUGAGCGCAUUGUGAGAAAUGCUUUCUUCGCGCGUCGUCACAUAAAACUUGCUUCCUGUAAAUUGCACUCAUGCGCCAUUUUCUGUAGCCCCCAAAACAAUUCCGUGAGCCAGUCCUAACAAAGGGCUUUCCUUUCGUUUUUCCUUUCCGUCGCCACGUUUUUAUUGAGUUCUUCACUAAAAUCGGAAGAACAUUGCUGUAGUUUUUACUGUAAUGCCAUCCCAUAGUUCCACUCCUCGGAAAUGGAACAGAGUCUGGACGGUCUGCAGAUCCAUGCAGCAUGGAAGAUACAGCAA